Molecule: messenger RNA, 867 nt
Organism: Fulmarus glacialis (Northern fulmar)
Lineage: Eukaryota; Metazoa; Chordata; Aves; Procellariiformes; Procellariidae
Gene: DAZL
Product: deleted in azoospermia-like
Exons: 10
Molecular function (GO): protein binding; mRNA 3'-UTR binding
Source: RefSeq, a predicted model, not a curated record
UCUGCAAAUGUGGAGGCCCAGUGUGCAGGUGUCUCAGAGGAUAAUGCUCAUUUGUCAACAACCAGUCAAGGAUAUGUUUUACCAGAAGGAAAAAUCAUGCCAAACACAGUCUUUGUUGGUGGAAUUGAUAUAAGGAUGAAUGAAGCAGAAAUUCGGAGUUUCUUCGAACGAUAUGGUGCUGUGAAAGAGGUGAAAAUAAUCACUGACAGAACUGGUGUUUCCAAAGGGUAUGGAUUUGUAUCUUUCCUGGACAACGUGGAUGUUCAAAAAAUAGUAGAAUCACAAAUCAACUUCCAUGGCAAAAAGCUGAAACUGGGGCCAGCAAUUAGAAAGCAACAAAACUUGUGUUCUUAUGUGCAUCCCAGACCAUUAGUCUUCAAUCCUCCUGCACCACAGUUCCAUAGUGUAUGGGGUAGUCAAAAUACAGAGACGUACAUGCAGCCUCCAGCUGUAAUGAGCCCAGUAACACAGUAUGUGCAGACAUAUCCAUACAGUUCACCAGCUUUAUUGAUACAGCAGCAAGUUCCUGUAGGAUAUCAGCCAGCCUACAACUAUCAGGUUCAACCACAAUGGCUUGCUGGGGAGCAAAGAAAUUAUGUUAUGCCUCCGGUUUAUACUUCAGUAAGCUACCACUGCACUGAGGACCCAGAAUUUAUACAGACAGAAUGUGCUGUUCCAGAACCCACGCAGUCGUCUACUAACAGUCCACAAAAGAAGUCUGUGGACAGGAGCAUACAAACAGUAGUAUCCUGUCUGUUUAAUCCUGAGAACCGUCUGAGGAACACCUUUGUAUCACAAGAUGACUACUUUAAGGAGAGAAAGGUGCAUCACUUCAGAAAAGGAAGAGCAGUACUCAAAAGUGUUUGA